Molecule: messenger RNA, 2137 nt
Organism: Sander lucioperca (pikeperch)
Lineage: Eukaryota; Metazoa; Chordata; Actinopteri; Perciformes; Percidae
Gene: rad23ab
Product: RAD23 homolog A, nucleotide excision repair protein b
Exons: 10
Coding region: 197-1687 (496 amino acids)
Biological process (GO): nucleotide-excision repair; proteasome-mediated ubiquitin-dependent protein catabolic process
Cellular component (GO): cytosol; nucleoplasm
Molecular function (GO): ubiquitin binding; proteasome binding; damaged DNA binding
Source: RefSeq, a predicted model, not a curated record
CCUUUCCCCCAGCAGUAGCUAGAUGGCGUCCGUGCCCAGUCUUCUCCGCGGCACUGAGACAGCUGAGUCACACAUAACAUUUAGCUAGAGACCAAGAUAAAUAGAGAGCUAGAGUGCGAAAAAGAGUCUACGGUCGAGAAAUUGUAGCGAGUACGCUGAUUUUGGACCCCAACUGCCUCUGACACCACGUCGAAAGAUGCUGACGAUAACACUGAAGACCCUUCAACAGCAGACGUUCAAAAUAGAAAUAGAUCCAGAAUUGACGGUCAAAGCCCUGAAGGAGAAAAUAGAGAAGGACAGAGGAAAAGAUGCAUUUCCUGCUGCAGGACAAAAACUCAUCUAUGCAGGCAAAAUCUUGAACGAUGACACCCAGCUGAACGAGUACAAAAUCGAUGAGAAAAACUUUGUGGUGGUCAUGGUUACCAAGCCUAAACCAGCCCCUACUCCACAAGCAGCACCUCAGCCAACAGCCCAACCAGCUGUGGCUCCAGCACCAGCACCAGCACCAUCCUCUGCUUCAGGCCCAGCACCCGCCUCUGGCACAACACAAGAGCCCUCCACACCGAAGCAUACAGCGUCUGCACCCACACCUACCCCACAGUCGGUGCCUCGCUCUGAACCCCCGCCCCCAGCGCAGGAAAACACCCCCCUGGCUUCUGUUGAAGCAACAGCAGCUCCGGACUCAAACACAGCCCCGGGCUCAGCUCCAGCCUCUGCUUCAGCUGCUACUCCAGCCUCGGCCCCAGCUCCAGCUCCAGCUCCCAAAGUUGUCCAGACAGCCCCGGCCUCGGCGUCAGCCUCGGCCCCUGCAGACUGCCCCACCGCCACACCAGACCCUCCCCAGCCAGAAGAAAAGCUAAGCGAAGACCCGGAGAAUGAGCCAGCUGCCACUGAAGAAGUCCUAUCCAUUGCUUCAAGCCUCGUUGAUGAACUGGGUCUCCUUGAAGAAGCAGCGUCAAUACUGGUGACAGGUCCAGCCUAUGAGAACCUGGUGUCAGAGAUUAUGUGCAUGGGUUAUGAGCGAGAGCAGGUAGUUGCUGCACUCCGAGCCAGUUACAACAACCCGGACCGAGCAGUGGAGUAUCUACUCAUGGGUAUUCCAGCAGAGGCCAGUGAUCUGCCACCUCCGGAGCCAGUUAGACACAGUGCUCCAGCCAUCCCGCCCACCCCUGCUACACAAGAACCACUGCAGCCCCCAGCAGCGUUAAACACAGGGCUGGUGUCUGGCAGCCAGCCUUCCCCUGCUCGGGGAGGCCCCGUCUCCACAGAGAACCCUCUGGAGUUCCUGAGGAACCAGCCUCAGUUCCAGCAGAUGAGACAGAUCAUCCAGCAGAACCCGGCCCUCCUACCAGCCCUUCUGCAGCAGCUAGGCAGAGACAACCCGCAGCUGCUGCAGGUACCACACCAGCACACUCACCGCGCUACACAAAUCACGCAGCACCAGGAGCGUUUUGUGCAGAUGCUGAAUGAGCCACGAAGCGGAGAGACGGAGGGGGACGGGGCCGAGGCUCAGGGGUCACCACAAACCAACUACAUCCAGGUCACCCCGCAGGAAAAGGAGGCCAUUGAGAGGUUAAAAGCGCUGGGCUUUCCGGAAGGCUUAGUCAUCCAGGCUUACUUCGCCUGCGAGAAGAACGAGAAUCUAGCUGCCAACUUCCUGCUACAGCAGACGUGGGACGACGAGUAACCCAAAACCUCACCUGACGCAUCACCGUUCAACAGAGGGCCGCAGAAUAGAUGACAGCCCUACACCAGGUUCCACCAGGGAGGAACCGGAACAGGAGAGGGAAGGAGGACUGUUCUUUUCAUGCCAUGUGACUGUGGUCUAAUUACGGGGGUGAUGGUGAUGGCGAAGACAACGCUGUUGAAAGUUAGCUGUGCUGCCCUACCCUCCAUUCAGCCGUGACGAUCAUCAUAAGCAGCUCAGAAACGGAGCUGAUAUCAUAACUGCUGCCGCUUGUGCCGAGUGAUCACACUGAGAGAAGUCAUGCUAGGAAACAUAGCAACACUCUGCAUCACCUUCUCAGGCCAAACAGGCUUUGAUUUCCAGGGUUUCCUCUGCAGUCAGCUCACAGACUGCCUGCAGAAGAUGUGUUAAACUUACACUACGGUACAUAUACAGUGUACACACUACAGC